Messenger RNA from Helobdella robusta, 441 nucleotides. RefSeq lists its product as hypothetical. The annotation marks the transcript as partial. The record is from RefSeq and is a predicted model, not a curated record. Gene Ontology annotation, molecular function: N-acetylgalactosaminide beta-1,3-galactosyltransferase activity. The transcript has a single exon. NCBI's taxonomy places the organism in Eukaryota, Metazoa, Annelida, Clitellata, Rhynchobdellida, Glossiphoniidae.
AAACACCUUCGAAUCCUUUGCUGGUUCAUGACGGACGGAGAAAUCCUGGAAAAAGCCAAACGUGUUCGCGACACGUGGGCGAAAAACUGUGACAUCACACUCUUCAUGAGUUCAACAGGAAAUCCGGAUUUUCCCGCCAUCGGUUUGAACGUCACAUCCGGCCGGGAUCACAUUGCGAAUAAAUCCAGAACCGCCUGGAAUCACGUAUACCGAUAUUACCGAAACCAGGCCGAUUUUUUCAUGAAAUCCGACCCUGACUCUUACGUCUCGAUACCGAACUUGAGGCUGUUUUUAUCCGGUAGAGAUCCGACUAAACCGGAGUUAUACGGUCACGCACUUCACUACGGAUUUCAAAAAUGGAUGGGGAAUUUUUCGGGAUUUUAUUCCGCCGGACAGAGUGUCGUCCUGACGAGGGUCGCUCUAGUAAAAAUGGUGUCCGGU